AUGGUUGUCUCAUCCAGAGAGAUAGUGCUUGAGGAAGGGCAAAGAGUCGAGAAGCAGGACGAAGGAACCGCUCAGGAUGGAAGAUCCGCAUCAUCAGAUGAUCAACCCGAGGCCACAUGGGAUCCUGUUGUGGAGAACAAAGCACGCAGAAAAGUCGAUCGUUCGGUACUCUUCCUCCUUUUCCUCGGUCUAUUAGUUUUCCAGCUUGAUCGAAUGAAUCUUGCCAGCGCACUCACAGCAGGGUUUGCGGCAGACAUCAAUGUUGAUCAAAACACAAUCAAUCUAGGGAACCAACUCAUGUUCAUGGGAAUCGUCAUCUUUGAGAUUCCAUGCAACAUGGCAUUGCAGAAGGUUGGACCGCGAAAAUGGAUGGCAGGUCAGGUUUUGGCCUUUGGGUUCAUUGCGACGAUGCAAGUCUUUAUCAAAAAUCGCGCUGGAUUCCUGGCUCUUCGUCUGAUGCUAGGGUUUUCCGAGGCAGGAUAUAUCCCCGGAGGAGUAUAUACACUAUCAACAUGGUAUACUAAGCGCGAGUUGUCGAAGAGGGUAUCCGUCUUUUUCUUUGGCAUGUUUGGUGGAAAUGCAAUUAGUCCAAUAUUAGCUUCGGGUAUCUUGAAGCUCGAAGGUGCUCAUGGUAUCAAAGGUUGGCAAUGGCUAUUCAUGCCAUUUGUCCUGCUGUUGUUCCUUCCAGGGAGCCCAGACAUCCCUCGACCAUUGGUGGGCUCUGGUCUUGUUCGCUUCUCUUCCUCUGAACAAGAUAUCCUCCAACGGCGGCUUGAGCUAGAUGACCCGGAAGGAAAGAGAUCCGGAGUUCAGGGACUUGCCAUUGACUGGGCGCUUGUUAGAAGAACUGUUCUCCACUAUCGUCGGUGGCCCCAUUAUGUUGCAGCCUUUGCUGUCUUUUCCACAUGGUCACCUCUGACGACAUACACGCCCUCCAUCAUAGUGUCUCUAGGAUUUGAUCGGAUCACUGCCAACGCUCUUGCCGCAGUGGGAGCAUCAUUGGCACUCCCUGUCGUCUUUUUGUUCGGUUAUCUCAGUGAUCGGACCAAUCUCCGCGGUGGUACAGUCAUUGCUGGUCAUGUCUGCUAUCUCAUCACUUUGAUCAUCUCCAGGCAGCUUCACCCACAUGUUGGGAAAUGGUUUCGUUGGGGCCUUUGGACUGCGGUCAACAGUUUUGCCGUAGGCUAUCACCCUGUGUCGAACUCUUGGGUUCAACUUAAUUGCCGAGAGGCUGGUGAGCGCAGCAUAGCUAUCGCGAUGUGGGUUAUGUCAGCUAUUAGUGGACUCAUGGUUGGUACUCAGUACUUUCGCCCAAAUGACACUCCUUUCUACCAAACAGGUCUCCGUACUAUGAUUAUUAUGAUCGUGGCCCAGGCUGCUACUCCAAUUCGAGGUACAACACCUCUAAAAAACCCCAAUGGGCCUGAUGUGGCCAAGAUGCGCUUGGCGGCAGACAUCAUAGAUGGUUUUGAUGUGUUCUGGCCAGAAGCCCGCGACUGCAUUUCCACGCGAAGGACCUUAGAAGCUAUUAGUAUAAAGCCGUAG
Molecule: messenger RNA, 1545 nt
Organism: Fusarium venenatum
Lineage: Eukaryota; Fungi; Ascomycota; Sordariomycetes; Hypocreales; Nectriaceae
Source: RefSeq, a predicted model, not a curated record